GUCGAGAGUCAAUUGCUGCUGCCACUGGCACCGCAAAAACAGCCAGCGAAACACAGCGCUAGAAAAUGUCGUCUUCCUACGAGAAGGUUCGGGGGGGCAAACUCGUUCUCAAGGGCGGCCUCGGGGUCAGCCAGGGCAAGAUCAAAAAGGGCAAAAAGAAGGCCGCCAGCAAAGCGGCGGAGGGGGACGCUUCAAAAGAGGAGGACGGCGGAUUUGAUACCGGGAUUGGUUUCGCUCCAAGCGGGGAGAAAAAGACCGCUAAGUAUGAGGAGAUGUUCCCGGAAGAAGCACAGAAGCUCGGUUACACUAGCAAGGAGAUUGGCAACAGGGAGGCGGCGCUGGAUGCGAGGGCAAAGAAGAGAGCGGACCGCUACCUGAAAAGGCUUGCCUUGGGGCAGCAUGCAUCUCGCGAGCGUUGUUCGGGCAAGUCUGGUUAUGUCAUGUAG
Klebsormidium nitens is the source of this 446-nucleotide messenger RNA. NCBI's taxonomy places the organism in Eukaryota, Viridiplantae, Streptophyta, Klebsormidiophyceae, Klebsormidiales, Klebsormidiaceae. The record is from the annotation of a GenBank genome assembly.